This is a messenger RNA of Lachnellula hyalina, 1614 nucleotides long. Its product is annotated as putative sterigmatocystin biosynthesis P450 monooxygenase. The coding region runs from base 1 to 1614 and encodes 537 amino acids. The record is from RefSeq and is a predicted model, not a curated record. Lineage: Eukaryota; Fungi; Ascomycota; Leotiomycetes; Helotiales; Lachnaceae. The transcript has 4 exons. Gene Ontology annotation, molecular function: oxidoreductase activity, acting on paired donors, with incorporation or reduction of molecular oxygen; heme binding; iron ion binding.
AUGACUUACAACGACGCAUCUGCGGACGUUCAAGAUAAAUAUGUCCUUGGACUUCUAUGCCUCGCUGCCGUUGCAUUAAGCGCAGCUCUGUUCAAAUUAGUCUAUGCACCUCUUUUCUCCAGUCCAUUGUCCCGCAUCCCAGGCCCCACGGCUUUUGCAGUAACACGCUGGCGUUUGGCCUACGAAGAUUGGAAAGGUACUCGGACAAGCUAUAUCCAUAAACUUCACUUGCAGUAUGGCAACGCUGUCCGGAUUGGGCCUAAUGAGGUGUCUUUCAACGAUCUAGCUGCUUUGCGCACAAUAUAUGGUGCCGGAAGUGGUUUUGAGCGAGAUACUUUCUACCGCAUGUUCGAUGUCUAUGGCCGACAGAAUCUUUUCACAUUUGCCUCCUCCAAGGCGCAUGGGGAUCGCAAGAAGUUGCUUAAUCAUGCGUAUUCAAAAACAACAAUUAUGAAAGGUGCUAUGGCGAAUAUGGUAGAGGAAAAGACACGCCAAUUCAUACGCUUGCUAGAAGAGGAACCUGAAACAGCGUCUGAGAUUUUUGCCAGCUUGCACUACUUUGCCAUCGACUCAAUUACCUCUUUUCUCUAUGGCGAUAGGCACGGCGGCACCAGUGCUCUCAAAGGCUCAUUAUCUGAUAGAGCGCUUCUUAGUGAUGUCAUGGAUCCAUCUCGAAGGAAGCUCUCAUGGUAUGCGGUGCACUUUCCUAAAUAUACUAAAUGGCUCUACACUCGCACCGGUGCCUUGGAACACAUUAUCACGAGCAUAGGCAUGCUUCCAAUGCAAAAGCCAUCCACUUACACUGGAAUUCGUGCCCACGCCUUGAAAUCGUGGCAAAUGUUCAUAGCGGCACCUCUGGAAGAAAAGAUUGAGAGUGUCAAGACGACCAUUGUAGGACGACUUUGGCAACAUCAACAAAGCGGCAAGGGGGCCAGACUCUAUGACCUUGACAUCGCGUCAGAAUGUGCUGAUCACCUACUCGCUGGAAUUGACACCACGAGUGAUACCUCGAUGUUUGUUAUCUGGGCACUAUCUCUCCCAGAAAACAUCAAAUUCCAACAGAAGCUUAUUGACGAAAUCUCACAAAUUGAAGAAUCUGUAAUGGUUGAAGGUGGAUUCCCUAACGUAACUGCAGCUGACAAACUUCCCUUCCUCGAUGCUGUCAUUAAAGAAACCUUGCGACUUUACAACCCUUUGCCUGCUUCUGAACCUCGCAGUCUUCCUGUUGACUGCACAAUCGCGGGGUUUCUGGUACCAGCGAGAACGGUGGUCAGCAUGGCACCCUUCUCGUUGCAUCGUAAUCCAAACGUGUUCCCAGACCCACUCAAAUUCGACCCCGAGAGGUGGACACGGGAAUCGAGUGAUUUGACAGAGAUGAAAAGAUGGUGGUGGGCGUUUUCCAGUGGAGGGAGAAUGUGUAUAGGUAUGCAUCUUGCAAUGGCUGAAAUGACCACACUCGUAGCGGCUGUGUAUAAGAAUUAUAGUACCAAGAUACAGGAUCGUCAGGAAGGUAUAUCUCCUGGGAUCACAAGCAGAUUCGAGGUAUUCUCAGAUGCAAAUUUUGCAAAAGUUGGGGAGCACACAUGCUGGAUUGAUUUCAAGAAGCUAAAGUGA